AAAUAAUUUUAAAAAAUGAAAUUUAAAAUAGCUAAUCAUCCUCCUUUGUGUCCUUUCCUACCUGUCUGCUCCCAUGAUAUUUGUUUGUUUAAUUAAAAUUGGGUUGAUGUAAUUGCAAUCAUAAUCAAUAUUGAAUUGCGCAGCCCCUUCUUGUCUCCUUCCUUGUUUCAUUUCUUUUUGAAUUCUUUUUGGGUUUUUCAACCCUCAACCUCUCCCUUUAUAGUUCACCCAUUUCUCAUCUUUUUUGCUCUCAGCUUCUGGGUUUAUACGCUUUUUGUUUCUUCGUCAUCGGGAAUUAAUCAAAGCUGUUUUUUUUUUUUCUUGGAUUUAAUUUGCAUCAUCGGCUAUGGCGGAAGAGCACGGAUUCCAGGCGCCGGAGGGGCACCGCUUGUGCGCCAACAACUGCGGCUUCUUCGGCAGCCCCGCCACGCAGAAUUACUGCCCCAAAUGUUACCGGGACGUUUUUCUCAAGGAAGAAGGGAAUGCGAAACCCGUGAAUUCGGUGGAUUCGAUGUCGCCGUCGCCGUCGCCGUCGCAGGUGUCUCUACCGGCUAGCUCGUCGGCGCCGGCGCCGGCGCCGUCGACGAAGAGAGCGGAGACGGCGGCGGCGGCGGUGCAGCUGCCGGCGAACAGGUGUUCGACUUGCCGGAAAAAGGUGGGGUUGACGGGGUUUAGGUGUCGGUGUGGGGUCACUUUCUGCGGGACCCACCGGUACCCGGAGAUGCACGCCUGCACCUUCAACUACAAGGCUUUAGGGAGAGAAGCCAUCGCCAAGGCCAACCCUCUGAUCAAAGCGCAGAAGCUCCACAAGAUAUGAUCGCAGCCGUUCAAAUCUCCGACUUCCUCGCAAAUCCCACGGUGAUGAUUCUGCCAAAAUCGUCACGGCAAAAUGCCCAAAGGAGAAAAAAGGAAAAAGAAAAAAUUGGUUCCGCGUAAUGACACGUCAGCCACGCGUGCCAUGUAUAUUUCCUCCUCCUUUUUAGUUUCAACUUUUUUUUUUUUCCUAUAUGUUACUCUCUUCCGUUAUUACCCCUGGCUUGUAGAAAAAUUAAAAAGAAAAAAAAAAGAGAGAGAAUAUAUGAUGUUGAUGUUGAUAAUUUGAAUGUUAUUAUUGUCUUGAUACUCUGUAUAAUGUAUAUAUUCUGUCAUUGUUUUUUA
This is a messenger RNA of Ipomoea nil (Japanese morning glory), 1158 nucleotides long. Its product is annotated as zinc finger A20 and AN1 domain-containing stress-associated protein 4-like. Bases 347 to 817 code for a protein of 156 amino acids. The transcript has a single exon. NCBI's taxonomy places the organism in Eukaryota, Viridiplantae, Streptophyta, Magnoliopsida, Solanales, Convolvulaceae. Gene Ontology annotation, molecular function: DNA binding; zinc ion binding. The record is from RefSeq and is a predicted model, not a curated record.